UAUGUUUGUGUGUUUUUCGGUCGUCUAACGUCCAGUGUGAACUGUAUGCAGACAUACACAAUACUGUUUUGCAGCAGGUAAAACAAAGUAAAUAGACGCUUAAGCAUGAGCGGUUUGCUAACGUUACAGGAGCAAGACUAGUGAGCUAUCUGUUGAGUUAGAUGACAUUAGCUAGCUAGCGUGACCACCCUGUUUGCAAGGCUGAAGACUCCGAUAGCUACAGUUAAAAGAAUGUUUUCAAGGACAACCGAGGAUGAGUCCUCGGACGUGGAGGAAAUGGACACCUCGGAGACACGGUGGUGUUGGUUUUACCUGGCCGAGUGCGGAGUGUGGCACAUGUUCGAGGUUGAUCCAAGUGCAGCGUGCUCUGUGACCAGUGACCAAAUCGAGCAGAAUUAUUGUAGGAAUCAGCAGGGUGUCCUGGAAUUCCACACUGCCAAGUACACCUACAGAGUGGACUUCUCAGUAAUGAGGCAAACCAAUCUGACAACUGGAAAGCAGCGGCCGAUCAAACGGGCGCUGCAUUCGAUGACAAGCUUCAGAUUUAUCUGUGAUAAUCUCGCCCUCCCUGUUCCAUCUCACUGGGAGAGAAUAAACACAGAGGAGCCUUACCAGCUCAUCUCUCUGGGCAGAGACACCUUCGAGUGUAAGGAGGUAGCAAGGCUCUUUGAGAGGACAAUGGGAGGAGUCCCCAUCAAGGCAAUUCAAAGAAUACAGAACUUAGACCUCUGGGAGUUUUUUUGCCGGAAGAAAGCACAGCUGAGAAAGAUCAAACGGACAGACAUUGAAGAGAAAAUGCUCUUUCAUGGAACAGGCCAUAGCAAUGUUCAGGCCAUCUGCACCUACAAUUUUGAUUGGAGGUUAACUGGAAGCCACGGUGAUGUCUAUGGCAAAGGGAGUUAUUUUGCAAGAGAUGCCAAGUACUCGAGUAAAUUCUGCCACUCGACAGGGAAGCAUAAUUUCACUCUGCAGAAGCACGGUCUGGCGCCACCCAUCUUUCAGAGCGAGCCGCCCUUCAAGUCGAUGUUCUUGGCCCGGGUGCUUGUCGGGGAGUACACCCUGGGCCACCCCCUGUUCAGCCGGCCCCCCUCCAAGGACACCACCAUCACAAACUUCUACGACAGCUGCGUGGACGACAUCGCCAACCCCAAGAUCUUUGUGAUCUUCGAUAGCAACCAGGUGUACCCGGAGUAUUUGAUAGAGUUCUAUUAACCGCAGUGUCCAGGGACGCUGUGCAGACACACCUUUUAUUUCUCCCUUAUGAAGUCAUUUUCUUUAAAAAUAAGAUGAAACCUGCCUCUGUCCAGGAGGGGUCUGGUAUAGUGGCGGAAUAGGAAGAGAAACUGCAGAAGAGGCAGGAGAGGAGAAACUCUCAUAUGGGCAGUAUUCGCUAUCUUUCCUUCAGUCCCUACCUACAGAUUUCCCACAGUGCCUUUGGGAACAGACAAGAGGGAGAGAGCAUGUAAGCUCAGAAAAUGUAGGCGUGCGCUCCCACAAAGUGAUGUAAA
Molecule: messenger RNA, 1508 nt
Organism: Megalops cyprinoides (Indo-Pacific tarpon)
Lineage: Eukaryota; Metazoa; Chordata; Actinopteri; Elopiformes; Megalopidae
Product: protein mono-ADP-ribosyltransferase PARP11
Exons: 8
Coding region: 232-1212 (326 amino acids)
Molecular function (GO): NAD+ poly-ADP-ribosyltransferase activity
Source: RefSeq, a predicted model, not a curated record